Hevea brasiliensis (rubber tree) is the source of this 1173-nucleotide messenger RNA. Its product is annotated as G-type lectin S-receptor-like serine/threonine-protein kinase SD2-5. NCBI's taxonomy places the organism in Eukaryota, Viridiplantae, Streptophyta, Magnoliopsida, Malpighiales, Euphorbiaceae. Gene Ontology annotation, biological process: protein phosphorylation. Gene Ontology annotation, molecular function: protein kinase activity; ATP binding. The record is from RefSeq and is a predicted model, not a curated record. The transcript has a single exon. Bases 1 to 1173 code for a protein of 390 amino acids.
AUGCCUGAUCCUCCACAUAAAAAAUCAAGAAUCGCCAUGAUAAUUUUGGCAUCAGUGUUUUUUGCUACGAUAAUUGUAGCUUUCCUCAUAUGCUUAUGCAUGCGAUAUAUUAAACGAAGAUCAACAGAGGAAGGAAGAGAGAACAAUGUAGACAAAGAUUGGGAGAAUUCAUUGUUUCAAGUAACAAACUUGCCCAAAAGAUUCACUUACCAAGAUUUGAAGUCUGCAACAGAUGACUUCCGUAAAAAGCUCGGGGGAGGAGGAUUUGGAUCAGUUUUUGAAGGUAGUUUGAGUGAUGGUACCAAAGUUGCAGUGAAGCGCUUAGAUGAUUUUGGCCAAGGAAGAAAAGAAUUUUUAGCAGAAGUAAAGACAAUAGGUAGCAUACACCAUGUCAACCUUGCGAGGCUUAUAGGAUUCUGUGCAGAAAAUUCACACAAGCUUUUAGUCUAUGAGCAUAUGAGCAAUGGAUCUUUAGAUAAAUGGAUCUUCAACAGAAAUCCAGAAGGCACUCUUAAAUGGAAAAUCAGGAAGAAGAUCAUCCUAAAUAUUGCCAAAGAGCUAGCCUAUCUUCAUGAAGAUUGUAAAUUGAAAAUAGCCCAUUUAGAUAUCAAACCUCAAAAUAUUCUUCUUGAUGACAAAUUUGAUGCUAAACUAUCUGAUUUUGGAUUGGCAAGGCUGAUUGAUAGGAACCAAAGCCAUGUAAUAACUCAAAUGCGAGGAACGCGAGGGUAUAUGGCUCCUGAAUGGCUGAGCAGAAAAAUCACAGAAAAGGUUGAUGUAUAUAGCUUUGGUAUUGUCAUCUUGGAAAUUAUUUGUGGGAGGAAAAAUUUGGACCUCUCUCAGUCAGAAGAAGAUGAUUAUUUACUUCUACCCAUUGUGAAACAAAAGGCAGAGGAGAAUCAAUUAAUUGAUUUGGUUGAUAAGUGCACUAACAUGCAACACUACAUAGAUGAAGCAAUGGAGAUGAUCAGUGUUGCCAUUUGGUGCUUACAUAAUGAUCCCACCAAAAGGCCUUCGAUGUCUAUUAUAGUGAAGGUUUUAGAGGGUGUGAAAACCAUGGAACCAGUUUCUAACUAUGGCUUUUUGACAUCUACUAUGGUGGAAGCUCCAGUUAAAGUCGUUAUGGUACAUUCAGUACCACAAUCAGCAUCAAUUUUGUCAGGACCAAGAUGA